CCCUGCCCAGCCGCGAGGCCACAGCAGGCAAAAUAGCCAACGGAUGCAGCAGCGGCAAGAUACGCGACCGCCGCAGCGCGAGCAGAGUUCUCAAUUGCAUCAGCCUGCUAUUGAGGAUGAGCCCGAACCUGAACCCGAGCUUGGCGAAUACAGCGAAUUCGGCCCACCGAUCGACAUGUCCACACCAUCGCAGUUUCUGCGCCGCGCCAGUGGCUUCAACAGGGAUGCCACGCAUCUAGAGAAUAUCGAAGAGGACCCGGACGAUGAGAUGGAAGCAAGCACGACUACCCCGUCAGUGCGGAGACACAAGACCCCUUCCCCUCACAAACAAGAGCCAAAUACAGCUGGAGAUCUACGGAAACAAAUUCUUGAACUCGAAAACAAGCUCCAAGACCGUAAUGAGCAGCUGGAGAAGGGUCGUCGGCGCGUGCUGGAGGCAGCAUCUGCUGGCGAGCAAAUCAAGCACCUUCAGGGCGAGUUGCAGAGGAAGUCGGCUUUAUUAGACGAGUUCUACGCCAAUCGCACUGACGAAACUAUUCUGCGGGAGCAAGUCCACAUGCUCCAGAAACAAAACGAAGAAAGAGAGACCUUCUUGCACAAGUCCACCAUCAAUGCCUCCGAGCUAAGCGCUCUUCAGAAGCAGAUUAGCGAUAUGCAGAAGGAGCUGCAGAACCGUGGGUCAUCACACCCGGACCUCGAUGCAGAGCGACUCGACACCAUCGCAUACUUGCGGCAGCAAUUAGAUCUGGCCCAGGAACAGCUGCGUAAGCGCGAUGCAACGCUGGACGAGACGAUCGCGAAGCUCAAGGAAGUCACCGAUGCCAAAGAGCAGCAGCUCCGAGAGAAGAACACUGAAGUUGAUGACUUGAAGGCCCAAAUCAGCAGUCACUUGCUCGAGAUAGAGAAGCUAGACACGGAGCUCGAGAACGUCAAUCAAGCCUACGAGACUCUGGAAGAACGAAUCGUCACCCUCGAAACGAAGCAUCGCCCCUUGGAGGAAAAGAACAACACUCUCGAAGCCGACCUCACCCGCGCGCAGACCCAAGUUACCGCGCAGGAAAACGCGCUCAAGGCCAUGGCCGCUGACCUCCCCCUCGAAACCGGCGGCAACACCUACACAGAAAUUCUCGAAUUGAUCAAGGAUCUGGGCCAACCCAGCCAGGCAUCCCGAAAUCUGAAUCCAGGCUCAUCGAGAAAGGACCCGAGAGAACAGAGUCAAGAUCAGAACCAGGAUUAUGGCCAGGCCCCGCACGACGAGCUGAACCGCCUCCGAGACGAACUCUCCAAACUUCAGACCGAACUCACCGAGGCCAACUCGGCCAAGAAAACGCUCGAGCUACAGCUCUCGCGCUCGGAGGACCAGGCCGUCGAAGCGCAAACCCUCAUCCACUCCAUCGAGACCGAAAGCACCCGCCUCGGCAAGCGCGCCGACGAUCUCCGCUCGAACCUCACCAAGACCCAGCAGGAACUGACCCAGAUGAAAGAGGAGCGCACCAAAGCCCUCGAUACCAUCGACCGCCUGCAGAAGGAGCAACAACGCCACCAAGAAGACGAGAAGAAACAAGCCCGGCAGCAACAGCUGCAGAACCAACAGCUCAGCCCCCCGCCUUCCCCUCCCGUCCCGCAACAACAACAACAACACCAACGUCAGAAGGAGCAAGAACUCCUUGAACAAACCCAGUCCGAACUCCGCACUCUGAAAGCAACCCAUGCCGCAGAGCUCGCGCAACUCCGCGAGCGGCUGGCGGGGACGGAACCCCGGGAAUCCCGGUACAAGGCGCAGGUGGGCUCGCUGCGCGAGCAGCGCGAGCGGCUCCAGAGUGAGAACCGCGCUCUCCGCCUCCAGGUCGAGCAUCUCGAGGCCGUGCUCGCGACAAAGGAGGAGACCGCCGCCGCGGUGGACGAGCGGAUCGCGCGCUCGGUCGAGAGGCGCGAGAAGGAGUGGCAACGGCGCGUCGAGCUCUUGCUCAAGGAGCGGGAGCGCAUGGGUCGCGCGCUGAUGUGGUCGUGGGGAGAGAAGGAAGUCGGUGGUGGUGGUGGUGGUGGUGGUGGCAACAAGGAGCAUCCUGCGGUGGGAGUGGACGAGAAGGGGAGGCGGAAACAGGGGUAUCGGUAUAAGUAUAUCGGGUCGAGUCCAGGGCAGGUGUCAGCUUCGGUCCCGUCGUUGUCAAAGAACGAUGGAUCUGGGAAGAGAGCCUGAAUGAACGAUACUGGUGUGGAUUGGAUUGGAUAGGGCUGGGUUGGGUUGGGUUCGGUUCGGUUCGGUUAUAAUGGCACUAUGGGAAUGGAAUGCCUUCUAUCACAGCUUCACGGGGUGCUUCAUGGUUCGUGUUUACGGUGCUGAUAUCUCUUUUCGUUAAUAUUUUUUGCUUCCUUUUCUCCAUUUCUUACUUCGCUUUCGCGACUCCCUGCUUUCUUUGUGUGCAGGAUGGGUUUUACACUGUCAUGAAAGGGCAACUUACGGUCGGAAAUUAAGGAAGAGAUUGGAUCUCGCGUGUACAGACAAGAGUCGCCAUGUCUCAGCCUCUAUUAGCAGAGCUGGAUGAGCGCUCGGCUAAAGCAGAUUAAUCCGUUAAUGUAUGUGUUGCC
Aspergillus uvarum CBS 121591 is the source of this 2589-nucleotide messenger RNA. Its product is annotated as putative spindle pole body associated protein SnaD. Lineage: Eukaryota; Fungi; Ascomycota; Eurotiomycetes; Eurotiales; Aspergillaceae. The transcript has a single exon. The coding region runs from base 176 to 2200 and encodes 674 amino acids. The record is from RefSeq and is a predicted model, not a curated record.